AUGUCCAGGACGGUCCCCAAGCUCAUUGUCUGCGGAGGCAAUGGCUUUCUCGGCUCACGCAUCUGCAAGAAUGGAGUCGCUCGCGGCUGGGACGUCGUUUCGAUAAGCCGCUCCGGGGAACCAAAGUGGGACAAUGUGACGUCGUCACCAACGGCGCCAUCAUGGUCCAGGAGGGUCACGUGGGAGCGCGCCGACCUGCUACGGCCCUCCGUCUACGCCUCUCUCCUCCGGGGAGCUGACUAUGUCGUACAUAGCAUGGGGAUCCUCCUCGAGGCUGACUACAAGGGCGUCGUUUCGGGACGGGAAUCCCCCGUCGCCGGUCUGAGCAAGGCUUUUGCCAGCUCGCGCGAGCGCCGGGGCGGGUCGGAUCCCCUGUCCAAGGAGGCCGGCGAGGACUUUGCCCCCGCCAGCGCAAACGACCAGUUCUCGUACGAGGUCAUGAACCGUGACAGCGCCAUCGCCCUGGCCCGGAACGCCGCCGCCGCCGCCGCCGGGGCCGCCGGGGCCACUGCGGGAGAGGGCGAGGACAAGGGCAAGGUCCCGGCCUUCUGCUACGUCUCGGCUGCCGGGGGCGCCCCCGUCCUCCCCCAGCGGUACAUCACGACGAAGCGCCAGGCCGAGAACACAAUCACCAACGCCUUCCCGUCCAUGAGGUCCAUUUUCCCCCGUCCGCCCAUCAUGUACGACACCUCCCGCCCCGUCACCAUGGCUUCGGCUGCUAUGUGUGGCGGUGGAGCCGCCUUCAACCAACUCACCGGCGGCUUCUUUGGCGGCUUCCUGGGUGCCGCCGGUGCCAAGCCUCUCAAGGUCGACACCGUCGCUGAUGCUAUUGUUGAGGCCCUCAGUGAUGACACCGUCAGCGGCCCCAUUGAGAUACCCCAGAUCGAGGAGCUGGCCAACAAGGCCUGGAGGAAGUCGAUGCUGUAA
Messenger RNA from Geosmithia morbida, 927 nucleotides. Its product is annotated as Nucleoside-diphosphate-sugar epimerase. The record is from RefSeq and is a predicted model, not a curated record. The transcript has 2 exons. Gene Ontology annotation, cellular component: mitochondrion. Bases 1 to 927 code for a protein of 308 amino acids. NCBI's taxonomy places the organism in Eukaryota, Fungi, Ascomycota, Sordariomycetes, Hypocreales, Bionectriaceae. Gene Ontology annotation, molecular function: protein-containing complex binding.